AUGUCGAAGAUUGAGUUUGUGAUUUUUGCAUUAGCCGCUGUGUUGGUCAAGGAAUGUCGUUCUCAGCAAUGCCCCUGUAAGUACAGUCUUAAGUUUAACGAUUACUGGAAUCUCUUUUUUGGUAUUGAAUUUCUUUUUUGGCACUGAAUUCCCUUUUUGGCACUGAAUUUGUUUUGCACUGCAGUAUUUCGAUAAAAUUGAACUGCUCUUAUGGUCAGUCAGAAAUGAUUUUUUUUUCAUUGUGAAUGAGAGUAAUUAUAUUAUUGUCCACAAUGACCACAAAACAAAACUACUGUAUUAGCUGAUUGCUUAAUUAAUCAGUAAAACAAAAAUGAGUUUUGCUAUAGCGCUGUUGUACUUGAUAACUGAAUAUAACAAUUGUACGCUAUAUAGCUUCGAAUUUAAUUGGCAACACAAAUUUCAGAAAUUUUAGAGUUCUUUUCAAAGGAAGUAAAUUGUAAAAAAGAUAUAUCAUUUGGGUUGCAUCGUAAGCGCCAUUUAUCAAUAUUUAAAAUUCCUUAAAUAAUCCGUAUAUCGUACUUUUAGGUAAUGAUGGCUUGAACUUUGUUGGUGACAAUGUGGACGAAUACGGCAUAUCCCGAGGAUUAGAGAAGUCGUUAACUGCCGUCACUGCGUGUUUUUGGAUGAACAUCCCUGCCAGUUAUGUAAAGACUCAUUCACCAACUAUUCUGUCGUAUGCAACCUCCUAUGCAGAUAACGAGAUAAUCAUUUGGGUUACGUCAACCCUAAAAGUGGCUCGCAGAAGUAUAUGGGCUGAGUAUGUGACAAAAUAAUUCUUCGUAUCAAAUAGUAGUUGAUUUCACCAUGCACGGUGUCGUGCAGCACUAUACAUAGUAAUAGGUAGAGGUUAAUUUGUAGUUUAGAGAUUGAGAAAAUUAUCAGAUUCAAUAUAUUUAGUCGUUUUGUUUUUAUGAAAAAUAAAUUGAGAAAAGUGACUAAAUUUGUUUUAUGUCGUGUUUUUGCGAUAAAAAGCGUUCGUGCAAAACUUAGAAUCUUCUCCGACUUUAGCUUUAAUUUCUAUAGUUUAAACGUGUUGGCUAUACGGGCUACCUUUUUGAAUGCAUGUACCGGUUGAGAAAUAUAUACAUAAAAGUGUGGUACAGUUCUGUAGAAAAGUGUGUGUGAAUUAAUGCAAUUAUCAAAGAUAAUUUAAAAUUUACGUAAUAUUUACAGCUGCUGCACUACAAACCGAACUUUAAUAGGCAAGCCUUAAUCGUGGCGGUAUAGCGGUAGUGGAAGUCAAAUCUGAGCUUUUCUAUAAUAUAUCGGCUUGAGAACAACCUUGUUAAUUAAAACUUAAUUGUUUGCAGAUCAGUGUAGUAAUUAACUCCUUGUGCGUUUUUACGUGCGUAACACGUGCUGAAAACUAUUAUAACGAGCAUAUAAAGCUGGUUAUAUUAUGACUAUACAUUCGAAUUUGUUAACCAAUCAGAUGCGUUUAAGUAUAUCCGAUUAACCAAUCAGAUGCGUACUAAGCCAGCGGAAGGUUGUAGUAUACGUAGUGGUAGUGGAAGCCGUCAAAUCUGAACCUCUCUAUAUUAAUUAUAAGAUGUCGGUUCGCACUGUUUGUUCGCGGAGUUGUAAACAAGUCUGAAACUAGUUGUUAUCAUGCACCUUGUUCAAGGUUGAUGACAGUAGCAGACAUGUACAUAUGCAUGUAUAUGCAGUAUGCUGCAAGUUUAUCCAACAAUUUAGACUAAUUAUAAUACGUGCUGUUCUCCCAGGCAUAUGAGAGGCCAAUUCUGAUAUUACGACAGUAUAUACACCUUUAUAAUUUAUGUGGUUAUAUAGAAGUCCAAAUGUGGUUGCUGACGGCAAAAACCAUCACGCGUGUGUCACAUGGGAUCUCUCAACUGGUUGGAUAAAGAUGUAUGUUGAUGGCAUCAAGAAAGCUAAAAUAUUCAGGCCUACGAGCUUCAUCCCCGCAGGUGGAACUUGGAUCAUUGGUCAAGACCAAGAUAGGCUUGGAGGUGGUUUUGCAAAGAGAGAUUCAAUGAAAGGUUUCUUGGCUGAAGUGAAUGUUUGGGAUCGAAUCCUUUGUUCAUAUGAGAUUGCAGCUCUCGCAGUAAGUUGUGGUCCGCUUAUGAAAGGCAACGUCAAAGCUCACAACGAUUUUGAUAUAAAAGGAGGAGUGGAAACAUUCAAACCUGCAUGCUGUCUGGGGAAUUAG
Paramuricea clavata is the source of this 2191-nucleotide messenger RNA. The record is from the annotation of a GenBank genome assembly. Lineage: Eukaryota; Metazoa; Cnidaria; Anthozoa; Malacalcyonacea; Plexauridae.